Messenger RNA from Histoplasma capsulatum G186AR, 2579 nucleotides. Its product is annotated as tRNA modification GTPase GTPBP3. NCBI's taxonomy places the organism in Eukaryota, Fungi, Ascomycota, Eurotiomycetes, Onygenales, Ajellomycetaceae. Gene Ontology annotation, molecular function: protein binding; GTPase activity; GTP binding. Gene Ontology annotation, cellular component: cytoplasm; mitochondrion. The coding region runs from base 25 to 1872 and encodes 615 amino acids. The record is from RefSeq and is a predicted model, not a curated record. The transcript is spliced from 2 exons. Gene Ontology annotation, biological process: tRNA wobble uridine modification; tRNA methylation.
CAGCUGUGGUCCAUCCAUCUACGCAUGCGUAGAUAUUUCUUGCAGCCUCUUCGUUGGGCAUCCAUCCCAGGCCCACCAUGGACCAGAUCUCGUUGUCUGAGUUCCAUUAACGGAAGCCAGCCAUGCAAGCCCUCCCUACCGAGAGUCCGGGGUCAGCCCGGAGACAGGCGCUGGCAGACCACAGGCUCUGUUGUUAGUGAGCCAUCGUCGACCAUUUAUGCGUUGUCGACAGCCCCAGGUCGAGCGGCCAUUGCGAUUGUUCGAGUAUCUGGGCCAGCUUGUGUUCAGAUCUAUGACGCUCUCUGCCCCAAAAGGCCGCUCCCAAACCCUCGAGUUGCUGCUCUUCGCACCCUUUACGACCCUUCCGUUCCUCCCUCGGUCAACACCAUCCUCGACAGAGCGGUUGUGUUGCACUUCCCAGCCCCAAAUACCGUGACGGGAGAGGACGUGCUUGAAUUGCACAUCCAUGGCGGACCCGCCGUGGUAAAAGCAGUCCUCAAUGCAAUACCCCGAUGCGCGGGGGCUUUCUCCAACGAAAAGAUCGCCAUGCCCUCCAUCCGGUACGCGGAACCUGGUGAAUUCACCCGUCGCGCAUUCCUCAACGACCGUCUAUCUUUACCCCAGAUCGAAGCACUGGGGAAUACGCUUUCUGCGGAAACCGAGCAUCAGCGCCGUUUAGCGGUUCGAGGAACGAGCGGUUCUCUCGCGUUUAGGUACGAGCGUUGGCGACAACAGCUGCUUUAUGCCCGCGGAGAGAUGGAGGCGCUGAUCGAUUUCUCGGAGGAUCAGCAUUUCGACGAGUCAAUCGAGGAUUUCGUGUCCUCCAUUACCGGCGAAGUUCGUAAUUUGGUUCGACAAAUUAACCUGCACAUUGAGAACGCUUCCAAGGGCGAACUAUUACGGAGUGGCAUUCGAAUCGCGCUUCUCGGGGCCCCCAAUGCUGGUAAGAGCUCGUUGCUGAACAGAAUUGUCGGGAGAGAAGCUGCUAUUGUAAGCAGUGAGGAAGGGACUACAAGGGACAUUGUGGAUGUUGGUGUUGAUAUCGGUGGCUAUUUCUGCAAGUUUGGGGAUAUGGCUGGGUUGCGAUCUGACCACAUAGCCCGGUCUGGCUCGAUGCCCAUUGGUGCAGUGGAACAAGAAGGGAUUCGAAGAGCCAAGGCACGCGCACUGGAAUCGGACGUUGUGAUUGUGGUUCUUUCAUUGGAGGAAUCUGAUAACGGGACUGGCGUCAAGUUGGUCCUCGAGCCGGAAGUUGUUGACGCCGUUCGCAGUUGUAUAGCCCUUGAGAAGCACAUGAUUGUGGCAGUUAACAAGUUUGACAAAUACUCUCCAACCACCUAUACGGCUAGAACACAGCAAGAACUUGUGGAUAGCUUGACUGAGGAAAUCUCAUCCGUGGAACCCCGCCUUACCCAAGAUCAGAUUUUCCUAAUUUCGUGCAGGGAGGCCGAGAACGAGGUAUCCAAAGAGGCCGACCCCGGCAACAUACAAAAAUUUCUUGGGGAACUAAUUCGGACUUUUAAAAGGAUGUCGACGCCGUCUGAAUUGGAUAAUGGAAAUGAGCAAUUUGAUAAAUUAUACUGGGAAGACUCGCUGGGAGUCACCCAUCGACAAAGAUCUAAUUUACAAAAAUGUGUCCAGCACUUAAACGACUUUCUAUCCCAAACGUGCCAAACUCCUGAUAAUGCUGCAAACGCUGAACAAAUUGAGGUGAAUUUCGAUAUUGUAACAGCGGCGGAACAUCUUAGGUUCGCGGCCGAUUGUCUGGCGAAAAUCACGGGUCGUGGGGAGAGCGGGGACGUGGAGGAUGUUCUAGGAGUUGUAUUCGAAAAGUAUUCCCUCCCACCAAUUGGCCCACACUUCCAUUCGUGACAACAGCCGAGAUACUGACGAUGAAACCGCCCACAGAUUCUGUGUCGGCAAAUGAGUGUAGUAGGUUUCAGUUCCGUCAAAAAAAAAAUCUAAGAACGGCAAAAUAACCCGUAAUCAAAAACUCCGUCGUCGCGUCGUAAAGCGAGCUUUAGAACGUCUAUCCCACCAAUCUAUCUUGCCUUUCCUCCUCUUGACUUCCUGUCGCAAAUUCAAGACUUGCCCCUCCGUCCACACUCUUCUCAUUCACGCUUCGGCUAUGAAUCGUCGUUAUCGCCAUCGUUCACGUCAUUGUAACCGCCCCGUCCUUGCAAAUAUAACUGUGUCAUGGUGUUUGAGGAUAUAGAUCGCUCGAUAGGACAGUUGUAACCACCACGUCCCAUCGGUGUUUGCAUUCGGAUAGAGCGCAGGCUGCGCGAAAGGUUGCGUCUGUGUUGCACGUGGGUGUUGCUUUGAUGACUCUAAUUUGCGGCCGAUUGAUUUGGAAUGAGAUCGAGACGAUUUUGACUCGGUCGUGGAUUCCCCGGGCUGCUUUACGUUGUAAAUGCUGCUUCAGUUGUAACCUCCACGGCCCAUGUGGUGUAUUCUCGUUGGUUGUCGAUAUGACUCUGGCUUUUGGUUUGGAGUCUUUAGUCCAGAUAAAGAUGAUAAAUAUAUCAAUAAAGGAAGUUUCGAGAUAAAAUCAAACAAAAAGUAUUUUAUAAAGUUGG